Messenger RNA from Juglans regia (Persian walnut), 2076 nucleotides. RefSeq names its product disease resistance protein RPV1-like. Bases 1 to 2076 code for a protein of 691 amino acids. NCBI's taxonomy places the organism in Eukaryota, Viridiplantae, Streptophyta, Magnoliopsida, Fagales, Juglandaceae. The record is from RefSeq and is a predicted model, not a curated record. Gene Ontology annotation, biological process: defense response; signal transduction. Gene Ontology annotation, molecular function: ADP binding. The transcript is spliced from 5 exons.
AUGGCCAUUCAAUUGGGAGGUUCUUCCUCUUCUUCAUCAUCAUCUUCUUCCAUCCAUAUAUGGAAUCAUGAUGUAUUCUUGAGCUUUAGAGGUAAAGAUGUUCGCCAAAAGUUUAUUUCACAUCUAUACCAAGCUUUACGUCAAAAUGGAAUCAACACUUACAAGGAUAAUGUCGACCUUGAGAGAGGAGAGCCAAUUUCGUCUGAACUUUUUAAAGCUAUUGUAGAGUCAAGGAUUGCGAUCAUUGUAUUUUCUGAAAACUAUGCAGAAUCCAAAUGGUGUUUAGACGAGUUAUUGAAGAUUCUUGAGUGCAAAAAAUUAUUCAAACAAAUUGUUUUACCCGUAUUCUAUGAGGUAAAACCAUCAGACAUACGAGAGCAAAAAGGAAGCUUUGGGGAAGCAUUCACUAAACUUGGAAAGAAAAUCAAGGAUGCAGACAUAAAGCAGCUGGAGUCUUGGAAGGAAGCUUUAGAAGAAGUAGCCGAAUUGUCGGGGCUUGAAUAUACAGCGAUCGGCCUGGAUGAUGAGUCAGAAUUUAUCGAAAGCAUCAUUCAGUGGGUCAACUCAAGAAUACUAAACCAAACACCUCUAUAUGUUGCCACGUAUCCAAUUGAAAUAGAGUCUCGUAUACGAGACAUAUAUCAGCAUUUAAGUCUUGAAAGGAAUGAUAUCAGACGCAUGGUGGGGAUUUUUGGAGUUGGUGGAAUUGGAAAGACAACUUUUGCAAAAGAUAUUUAUAACAGGAUAUCAGAUCAAUUUGUUGGAAGUUGUUUCUUGUGUAAUAUUAAAGAAAGAUCAAAAAGAGAAGGUCUGAUUGAGCUGCAAAAAAUACUUCUUUCUGAGAUCCUAGGGAAAAAAUUGGAUAUUUAUGAUGCUGAUAGAGGAGUCAAUGUGAUUCGAGAAAGAUUUCGCUCUAAAAGGGUUCUACUAGUUCUUGAUGAUGUGGAUGAGUUAGACCAACUAAAAAAAUUAGCUGGAGAUCGCGCUUGGUUUGGUUUAGGAAGUAGAAUCAUCGUAACAACAAGAGAUCAGCAAGUACUAAAAUUCUUUGAAGAUGAUGAUUCAAAAUACGAGUUGAAGCUCUGGGAUGACAAUGAAGCUCUUCAGCUCUUCAGCUUACACGCUUUCAAGAAAGACGAACCACUUGAUGAGUAUGUGGAACUCUCUAAACGAGUAAUAAAAUAUGCUCAAGGUCUUCCACUAGCUUUAACAGUGCUAGGAUCAGAUCUAAAAGACCAAAGUAGGCAUCAAUGGAAAGGUGCAUUGGAUAAGUAUGAAAGCAUUCCCCACAGAGAUAUUCAGGGUGUACUUCAAAUAAGUUAUGAUGGUUUGGACGAUAAUGAGAAGGAAAUGUUCCUUGAUAUUGCCUUCUUCUUUAACGGAGAAUAUUUGGUUGACAUCAAGAAAAUAUUUGACAAUUAUAAUUUUUUUCCAGAUGAUGGUAUUGAUAGGCUUAUAAAAAAGUGUCUUAUUACUAUUGAAAGUGGAUGUGUUUGGAUGCAUGACUUGCUACAAGAUAUGGGUCGAGAAAUUGUUCGACGAGAAUCACCCCUUCAACCUGGUGAACGUAGUAGACUCUGGUUUCACGAGGAUAUCCGUGGAGUGUUGGAAGAAAGCAUGGGCACGAACAAAGUUGCAGGCAUGAUAAUUGAAAUGCCCAAAGGCGAGGAUGCGAUAAGUUUGAAUUCUGUAGCAUUUUCACAGAUGAAAAGACUUAGAGUGCUUAUCGUUCGUAAUGCUAGUUUUACAAGUGGACCUAAUUAUCUCUCCAACGAGUUAAGAGUACUUGAUUGGUUUGAAUAUCCGCUACAAUCUUUGCCACCCAAUUUCCAUGGAAAAAAACUCAUUAUCUUUCGAAUGAGUGGACAUAGCUUGAUCAAGGAGUUAAGCUUCAUCAAGUGCUCCAUCAAGUUUAAGGAUAUGACAAUUAUGCAUUUCCAUGAUUGUGAUUUCUUAACAAAAGUUCCAGAUCUUUCAAGCGUCCCAAAUUUGAAGGAUUUAGAAGUUGACAGGUGUACACGUCUAGUUGAGAAUUUUUCCAAGAAGCCUCAAGUUGAGAUCUUUAAAUUUACUUGA